UAUCUUACACUAUAGUGAAAAUGAAUAGUUAAAAGUGAAUCAACUCUUUCCGACCGUCCCCUUAAAAAGAGACAAAGUCGCUCACUUUCAGCUACAUUUUCGCUACAUUGUAAGAUACAGAAUUGAAACCACCAGACUGGACCUUUUGCGCCUAAUAUUUUCCGUGUAUAUUUCGCCCCUGGCUUUUGCGUAAAUUGGCACAUUUUCUAUUUACUUGAUUGUUAUCGACAGUCAUGUCUUACUAUAAUUUAUUAGAAAUAAAACAAGUGAUUUCUUUUAAAGGGCUUAUUGAAUAUAAUUAAUAGACAGCGGAGAGAGAGAAAGGAAAGGGAGAGAGAAAGAGAAAGCCCGUCUCAGUUGUAUACAUUGGAUGGUUACUGUGUCCUCUAGGAUAUGUAAGGGAGGACAUGCCUGUUCUCCUCCAAAGGAGUGCUGUAACUUCGGCUGUUGUUACAGUCUUUUAUUGACACCAAUGCAUCCUCAAGUUUCAGAAAUGUUCAAUAUCUUGAUAUGGACCUACUGGUAUUUCUGGGUAGCGGUACUCGCGGCCUUAGCUAUAGCCGCAACAUGCGGCUUUUGGUUGUGGAAGCGCCGCCGUUCAGCAUUGUCAGACGAUAGCACGUCCUCCACGGGGACUUCCACAGGACCGUGGUAUCCACCACCUCAUUAUAGCCGAUGUAGUUCCUUCGUCCAGGCAUUACCACCACCGUACAACGAGGUGACUGCAAAACCAGAUCUCUACCCCCUAGUAAUUGGUUACGACGAUAGUUCGGGCAAAGGCACAUCUGGUUUUGUGAUGCGCUACUUCAGAUCGUUGUCACACGCUAGUACAUUGGAUUCGCUGAGCUCCAGUUUCAUGUGCAAUAUGGUGAACGAAGCGAACACCAUUAUUCCACCACCGUACUCCUGUAACAACAGCGUCGACGAACUGUCGGCGAUGGACUGUGAGAGAAGAGAGACGGGCGACAUCGGCUCUAUCGUCUCCUUGACAAAUCACAGAACAACUUCUGACAUAUCAAGCCUUGGUGCUCAAUCGCCUUGUUCACCGCCGAGGGCUACUAGUCCGACGAUAGAAUUGCGGGAAUUAUUGGAUAAGAUACAACAACUUCCUCAUUUGUCCAACGGACAUUCCACCACCAUGCAUUGCCAACAGAAUCAAGCCCCGAUUUUGUACGUAACAAGUAGCGAUGGUACUACUCAACAACGGCCUUUAAGUCCCAGCGACGUCGGUUCGUACAAAAUCAGAAAGACCAGGGGCAAGCUGUACAUGCCAUUGGGGCUGCCGAAUUCGCGAAGCAAAACGAAGCGAUGGCUGUCGCGCUCCGCGCCAACAACGCCCUCCGGCACGAUACCAAUGUCCUUCUUGCCGGGACAGAGCAGGAGGCCUUCGGAGGCCGACAACAACAACCAGCAGGCGGUGCCGUUGCUUUACGAGCAAGAUGAAAACGAGAACAACAAUGCGGAUCAACUGUCGUCGAUUGUUCCAUUGCUCGUUGAACAAGAGGAAGAACGACAAUCGACAUGACACGGUGUCUAAACCGUGCGUACCAUUUAAUACUCGACAUCGCAAUGACUUCGCGUAAGGAUUGCCGAUAUCCACACACACACACACACAAAACACACACACACGCACAACUACACGUAUGUACACAGAUUUAAAUAUUUUUUAAUAUAUGCUCUGAUACAUUCAUCAUGUAUGCCGUAUCAUAAAAUUAUACACAUGCGGGAUCUGUGUAGAUGCAUUUAUAUAUAAACCUAAACUUUAUUUACGUUU
Molecule: messenger RNA, 1774 nt
Organism: Vollenhovia emeryi
Lineage: Eukaryota; Metazoa; Arthropoda; Insecta; Hymenoptera; Formicidae
Exons: 6
Coding region: 371-1525 (384 amino acids)
Cellular component (GO): cytoplasmic vesicle membrane
Source: RefSeq, a predicted model, not a curated record